GUUCGCGACAGUUAUUUUGGAGAAACGAAUCAAGACAGAUGUGGGCUAUUCAGAAAGAAGAAAACAAUUGCUAUGCCAUCAAAAAUAAUGUCAGAAUGAGAUUUUCUGGGAGCAAAUAUGAAUGCCCCCAUUACAACGAGUGGAUAUCCCCAACAAGGACGAAUUACGGGCGAAACACAUCAACUGUGAUCCCCAGAAAGCAAUUAUUGUAAGUACUAAUUAAAAUAAAUCUCUCUUUAUAAAUCAAACCUAUAUAAAUUAAAAGUAUUUCCAUAACGUUGUUUUCGUGAUUAGGUCCCAUUAUGUACAUCAAGAUACGAUAAACCAAGUAACACCAAGUGCCGGGUCAAAUUUCUUCGUUGAAUGAAAACAAGUAUUUUUUAAUCAUUAUUUCAGUUUUAAUGACAAUCUAUAUGUAUGAUUCGGAUAUAAUGAAAAUAAUGUUAACGUACAUGUAGGAUAAAUAUACAGGAAUAACAUACCCCUAAGUCAGUUCGGUUACUCACCACAAUUUUCACCGUAUACUAUGCUUGUUCGAAGUAGGGGUUUUCCAAAAUACAGUUGUGUUCAAAAGAUGUAUUAUGAUUAAUGGUCUAUUUAAAUGUAAAACUUAUACGGUACCAAUUUUGAUGCACCAGAUGCGCAUUUCGACAAAUAAUGUCUCUUCAGUGAUGCUCAAGCGAAAUGUUUGAAAUCCGAAAUAACUAUGAAGUUUUAGAUCUAAAUAUAGCCAAAAACAGCGUGCCAAACAAGUGGAGCCAAAUUCGUCCAAGAAUAAGAGCUAUGCAUGAUGGAGAUAAUCCUUAAUUUUGAAAUGAAUUUCUAUAUUUUAUAACAGCAAUUAAAUAUACAUCCGUAUUUUCAAGCUAGUAACGAAGUACUUAGCUACUGUGCUGUAGAGACCCUCGGGGACUAACAGUUCACCAGCAGAGGCUUCGACCCAGGGGUCAUAAUGUAAAAGUUAUACGGUACCAAUUUUGAUGCACCAGAUGUGUAUUUCGACAAAUAAUGUCUCUUCAGUGAUGCUCAACCGAAAUGUUUGAAAUCCGAAAUAACUAUGAAGUUUUAGAUCUAAAUAUAGCCAAAAACAGCAUGCCAAACAAGUGGAGCCAAAUGAUGCUUUUUAAAAUGCAAAACUAUUUUUAGAUUCAUGAACAACCAAGUCAUUUACAACAAUGUAGAUGAAAGUUUUAAAAUUCAGAUUCUCUCUCUCUCUCUCUCUCUCUCUCUCUCUCUCUCUCUCUCUCUCUCUCUCUCUCUCUUUCUCUCUCUCUCUCUGUGUACUGUGUUUAUGAAUGUAUAAUGCCUCAUGUAUUUUUGGUCUUCAAGAAACGGUACAUUGUAAAUGAUAAUUAUGAAAGAUGUAUUUCCUCAAUCUAGGGAGUUAUGGGUUUGUAGAAGAAACUCAGAUGGACUCCGAAGAGACUCAAUAUGCAGAUGACCCUGGCAUCCUCGAAUCUGUAUGCCCUGAUACAUGCCCUACAGAGGAUUCGCAGGAGGUGAAUGAACCCCCUCUAAAGAGAGCCAGAGUUAAACCCCUACAGGCAUCUCUAUCCCGAAGACAAAUGACAUCGAGUGAUGCCCAAGAAAACAUUAUCAAAAGGUUAAGAGAAAAGAGCAUGCCGGGAGUACAUCAGAUACUACUGAGCAGAAUAGAGGGCCCAGUGACACCUUGCAGAUACACCAAUGCCAGUUUUGUGGAACAGAUUCAAAAUGGACAAACGGCAGCUUGCACCUCUUCCCAGCCCCUUGCUGUACACCUUAUUGGAGAACAUGUAAAUAAUGUUGAUAUCCAACAUUUAAAUGGAUAUUCCUACAAAUGUCUUGGGGGAAUCACCUAAGGUUAGCAGCUGUUGAAAACCAUGUGCUGUGCCCCAUAUGCCACAGUUUCUUGGUAUGCCUUCACACAUCUUUGUAAAUCUUUCAACUGAAGAGGAGAUUUUGUUGCCAAUAAUCACAAUAUCAUUG
Messenger RNA from Ostrea edulis (European flat oyster), 1968 nucleotides. RefSeq lists its product as uncharacterized. The transcript is spliced from 5 exons. The record is from RefSeq and is a predicted model, not a curated record. NCBI's taxonomy places the organism in Eukaryota, Metazoa, Mollusca, Bivalvia, Ostreida, Ostreidae. The coding region runs from base 1362 to 1841 and encodes 159 amino acids.